Lactuca sativa (garden lettuce) is the source of this 1858-nucleotide messenger RNA. It is a transcript of the gene SCY1, whose product is annotated as SECY homolog 1. NCBI's taxonomy places the organism in Eukaryota, Viridiplantae, Streptophyta, Magnoliopsida, Asterales, Asteraceae. Gene Ontology annotation, biological process: protein transport. The record is from RefSeq and is a predicted model, not a curated record. Gene Ontology annotation, cellular component: membrane.
GUCAAAUAAAUGCACCCCCGUCUUCAAAUGCAAACCCCAACUUGUAAGGUUCGUAUGAACCCGCUCAAAGCCAGAGAUAAAGAUAGGGAGCUGGGAUAAUGUUGAUAACAGGAAGAGAAAUUACAUCUUCAUGGUCUCUUUGUUGCAACUUACCAACUCAAUCUCGCAAUUCGAUUCAUACCUCUAGAAAUCUUCGAAACAGUUCAUCCAUUUGCAGAGCAACACUUUCUGUCCAAGGAAAACCCAACGCUCUCUUUUCAUUAUCUUCAUCCACCAGCUGUGAGAGCUCUAAUUUUGAUCCACUAGGUAUCAAUUCAGGUAAAUUACCUGGUCUGAAUUCCACUUGGGAAAAUGUUUUAGGCUUGUUUUCAGAAAGAUUUGAUAGCAGCUCAAGUACAAGAAACGAAAAAUCUCCAUCAUCUAAAGGAGCAGCAGCUGCAAUAGAGGACACAUCCAUUGAUUUUGGCGACUUUUUCAAAGGGCCAUUACCUGGAAAAUUCCUCAAACUUUUAGGGUUUUUGGCUUUAUCUAGACUCGGGAUUUAUAUACCCCUUGGUGGAGUGAAUAGAGAAGCAUUUGUUGGAAAUUUGGAUCAAAAUAGUAUUUUAAGCACUUUGGAUACGUUUUCUGGAGGUGGAAUUGGUCGACUUGGAAUAUGUUCUCUUGGAAUUGUCCCAUUUAUCAAUGCGUCAAUCGUGUUUCAACUUCUUACACAAAUUUACCCUAAAUUACAAGAACUUCAAAAGAGAGAAGGCGAAGCAGGAAGAAAGAAAAUUCUUGCAUAUACUCGUUAUGCUUCUGUUGGAUUUGCUCUUGUCCAGGCGAUUGGUCAAGCUCUGUUUCUUAAACCUUAUGUGGAUGAUUUCAGCAGUCAAUGGGUGAUAUCUACUGUUGUUUUAUUAACACUUGGAUCUGUAUUUACAACAUUUAUUGGUGAAAGAAUCACAGAUUUGAAACUUGGAAAUGGCACAUCGCUUCUUAUAUUUACAAGCAUCAUCUCCUACUUGCCUGCAUCUUUUGGAAGAACAGUUGCAGAAGCUUUUCAAGAUGGAAACUAUCUUGGCCUAAUUGCCAUCAUCAUCUCCUUCUUCCUUCUAGUUCUUAGCAUCGUCUAUGUUCAGGAAGCUGAAAGAAAGAUUCCACUGAAUUAUGCUUCACGAUACAGUAGUAGAACAGGAGGGAUUCAGAAAUCUGCUUAUUUGCCAUUCAAGGUGAAUAGUUCAGGAGUGAUGCCGAUUAUAUUUUCCACGUCAUCUUUGGCUCUUCCUGCCACUCUGGCACGGUUUACUGGUUUAAAUGUGCUAAAAAAUGCCGCUGUGGGUUUGACCCCAGGGGGUGCGUUUUAUCUCCCAACAAACGUUUUAUUAAUCGCAUUCUUCAACUAUUACUACACUUUCCUCCAAUUGGACCCCGAUGACGUCAGCGAACAACUGAAACGCCAAGGCGCCUCCAUUCCACUUGUCCGACCCGGGAAAAACACAGCCGCAUUCAUCAAAACGGUUUUGAGUCGGAUAUCCGUUUUAGGGUCGGUGUUUUUGGCGAUUCUUGCAGCGGGCCCCGCUGUUGUGGAACAAACGACACAUUUGACGGCUUUUCGAGGAUUCGCAGGUACUUCGGUUUUGAUUUUGGUUGGUUGUGCCACCGACACUGCAAGAAAAGUUCAAGCGGAGAUAAUUUCUCAGAAGUAUAAGAACAUCGAGUUCUAUGAGAUUGAUAAAGAUAUAACCUUUUAAUUUUUAAACAUUGAGACAUGUAAUUUUUAUUUAAACAUUGUAUAAGUUAAAUAUCGUGUUGUACUUGUUUCUAAUGUACUACAUUUUGAUAUGUACAUAAAACCCUAAUUUUGCUCAUACAACAA